AUGAGCUCCGUGAAGAGUGUCAUCAUCACCCUGCCUAAGGGAGUGCCCAAGGCGAUCCCGAGGACCGAAUCGUCGCGCAACACGCUACCUAAGCUGAACUUUACGUCGAUCCUGAUGGACAAGGCAAGGAUGGACAGCAGGAAGGUCGUCUCUGAUCAGCAAGAGGAGACGCGCGAUGACGACGUCGCGACGCUCCUCGAACCCGUGGACAUCCGCGUACGUGGAAAGAAACGCCGGCUGGAUCAUUUAACGUGGGAGGAGAAAUUGCAACGAAAAAAACUGAAGAAUCGAGUGGCCGCUCAAACCUCGCGAGAUCGCAAAAAAGCCAGAUUGGACGAGCUUGAGGAAACAGUGAGGACACAGAAGGAAAGGAAUGAGUUACUUAAACAGGAAUGUGCGAUGCUCAGGUCGCAGAACGAACUGCUGACGUCGCAGAACGAAUGGCUGUUGAACGAAAAUAAGAGGCUUAGAAACGAGAGAGACGCAGUAAGGAACACGCUCACAGAUCAACAACAACCGAUCUGCUCCGCCUGGUGGGACAGCACAGUCGGCAUUGCGCCCGAUUCGGACACCAGGAGCAACCGCGCUGCUGAAAUUUCUGACUCUAUACUUCCUUUUGAAGAAUUGUUCAGCGUAUUCCAAAGCGCCGACGCCGAACGAUUCGAAGAGUUGGCGGAAAGCCUCUUACGAGAAGUCAGUCCAGAGGUUGAAGCAAAUCCUCAUAGAUCAAAUGAACAAGUGUCCGUCAACGAAGCUCCCGUUGAAAAAUCUGACGAUCCAGAGGCAUUGGUGGGGCAGACAUCAAAAAAUGUGGAAGCCAGUAGAACUGGUGGAAGCAUAGACAGCGUAUCCUCUUAUCUACGAGAUACGUCCAAUUGGUUUCUCGAGGACUGCGACACAACGAAAACCACGUCUAUCAAGACCGAGACUGAAAUCAAACAGGAGUCUGAGACGGUAUCGGAUCUCGAUACUGUCUAUGGUACAUACGACGAGACCACCAACUCCAUCACGAUUAUGUAUCCGGGUGAAGAGAAUGACGGCUGUGUGGGUAUCCAGGAAUGUGUGCAAGAGGUGGUCAGUAGUAACGAGAGCGGUGCCAUCAGCCAUGCCACAGACGAUGCUGUACAUCUCACUGUUCCUUCAUCGGGCAUUCAAUUGCGCUAUCCGACGGCGCAAUUCUCACCGGCAUACACCAAUUCUAUGUCACCUGCUAUGAGCGAUGUAGACAGCUACGGUAUUUCCUCGACAAAGCAGAUGGAUUGCGCCAGUUUAUCGGACGGUGGAUACGAAUCUCACGAUUCCCCGCAGUCACACAUGUCGGAAUUAUUCGAUCUCGAAAGUUUCAGCGAGCUGUUUCCCACGUUGGGCUGACAAUUCCGGAUAAGGCGUGCUGCCGAGGCGAACGCCAGAUCGAUGUCGAACCGUUACAAAUGUGACACGGGAAAUUUCAGCGAAAAUAGUCUACAAAA
Messenger RNA from Acromyrmex echinatior (Panamanian leafcutter ant), 1469 nucleotides. It is a transcript of the gene Xbp1, whose product is annotated as X box binding protein 1. Gene Ontology annotation, cellular component: nucleus. NCBI's taxonomy places the organism in Eukaryota, Metazoa, Arthropoda, Insecta, Hymenoptera, Formicidae. The record is from RefSeq and is a predicted model, not a curated record. Gene Ontology annotation, biological process: regulation of DNA-templated transcription. Gene Ontology annotation, molecular function: RNA polymerase II transcription regulatory region sequence-specific DNA binding; DNA-binding transcription factor activity, RNA polymerase II-specific.